Messenger RNA from Melanotaenia boesemani (Boeseman's rainbowfish), 1556 nucleotides. RefSeq names its product mitochondrial ribosomal protein S24 (gene mrps24). Gene Ontology annotation, biological process: translation. Gene Ontology annotation, cellular component: mitochondrion. The record is from RefSeq and is a predicted model, not a curated record. Bases 222 to 737 code for a protein of 171 amino acids. The transcript has 4 exons. NCBI's taxonomy places the organism in Eukaryota, Metazoa, Chordata, Actinopteri, Atheriniformes, Melanotaeniidae.
UGGCAACAGCAACAAUAGUCACAUGUUGGUUCCAGUUUCUAUUUGCGGUCACAUUUUUCUAGCGAAAUGUUAACAUGUUUUAGGGGACACGGGCUGUAAUUAUCACAGCUUUCCCAAGGGGGUAAACUCUUUUCCAUAACUAAAAUAACACAAUAAAAUAAGGAAAUUAGUUACCACAGUAAGGUUGUCCAGGUUUCUAUAACAUACGUAUAGAAGAAAACAUGGCGGCGUCCUUGAGCUGCACGGGGAGUGUGAGGCUGCUGAGUUCCUUGGCUCGAUCCAGCUCACUAUGCGGCUCCAUGGGAAGCAGAGGCCUCCAUAUCACUUCAGCAUGCUACAAGAAUCGAGCUGCUCGGAUCCGAGUGGGUAAAGGAGACAGACCGCUGACCUACGAGCAAACUCAUCAUCCUCAUCAAAUCGGCCACCGCAAAGGAUGGCUGGCACAGCACACCAGUAACCUCAAAGGAGAAGAAGGGGCAGCCGAACGCACCGUGGAAGACGUCUUCAUCCGAAGGUUCAUGUUCGGGACCUUCCAUGGCUGCCUGGCUGAUGAGCUUGUGAUCAAAAGGCGCGGCAAUGUGCUCAUUGUGUGCGCGUUGAUGUUGCAGAAACUGCGGCCUCAAAAGUUUUAUUUCCUGAUCGGAUACUCAGAGUCACUGCUGUCGCACUUCUACAAAUGCCCCGUCAAGUUAGAGAUUCAGACCGUGCAGGAUAAAGCUGUGUACAAGUACCUCUGAUGGAGCUGCGUAGUGCUACAGUGUACAUAGUAAUACCAGUUUUCAGCUUCAGUGCUCUAGUGAAAUAAAUGAGAGUUACAGAAGCACUAAAUGCACCAUCUAAAACGAUUAGGUACAUGCUAAAAUGCCAUAGAGUCCUUUUAUUAAGAUGUUUGAAUUAAUCUAUGUUGUGGGUUGAAUCAGGACUUGUCUGAUAAAGAUAAAUACACAGAUAAAUCAAACUUCUUUCUCUCCAAAAUGCUAAUUAUUUCAUGUUACCUACUUUCAAAUAAACCUCCAGGUCAGGUCAAAAUUUCAGAAUAUCAAGUUGCAUUUGUAAUUUUAAAAGGAAAUUUAACUUUUUUUUGCAUUUGAAAGCAGCAAAUGUGUUAUAAGUGCAGAUGUAAGCUGACAUCUGUGUUAAUAAAUCUGUCAUUAACAGUGCACUUGGGGAUGAAUGACAACAAAACCGUGUAAAAACUCCAGCUGUCCAUCAAUUACUGUAGCUUUUUAUGCAGGGCUCCUGUUUAUGUUCAGAGGAGGCGACAUUUUAAGAUCCAAGUUCUUUUACACAAGAGCAUAAAAAAAGUGUCCUAAGUCUCAACACAACUUCAGGUUGUCAUGUCCAACAGGUUAAAAUGUAGAACAUCUUAUAAGCUACAACUAUAUUAAGUUCGAAGUUUUGUUGGCAUUGUUGUGAAAUCAGGUCUUUCCAGCGUAAAGUGGCAUUUUGUUGGGUGUCCACCAGUCAGUGUGAUAAAAGAUUUUGUCCUUUUCAGAGACAAAUCAAUGUUUGCUCCUGUUAUUUAUCAUUUAAUAAACUAAAUGUUUUUUUUUUAU